AAAAAGUGCAGAACAUGAUGAACCAGUCAACAGAACACAAAGUGAGUUAACCAGAGUGAUGGAAGAACAUGAACAGUGGGAGAAACCAGACAACGAAGACGACAAGCAUCAACCAGAACAACGAAUAUGGAGUUGGGGUGCAGGAACAGAGGGCCAGUUAGGAACAGGGAAGCUUCAAGACGAGCACCACCCUCAACUCCUUCACCAACCCUCUCUGUCUUCCAUCUCCUCCCUUGCAUGUGGCGGCGCUCAUGUCGUCGCCUUGACUUCCGACGGGAAGGUACUGUCAUGGGGUAGAGGCAGUUCUGGUCAACUAGGCCAUGGAGAGGUUGUUAAUAACGCCUUGGAACCAAAAAUUGUAACAUCAUUGGAUGGUUACUUCAUAACCCAUGUUUCUGCUGGUUGGAGUCACUCUGGUUUUGUUUCAGAUACUGGGUGUUUGUUCACUUGUGGGGAUGGUUCGUUUGGUCAACUUGGGCAUGGGGAUUAUGCAUCACAGUGCUUUCCUGUGAGAGUUUCAUGUUUUGUUGAUCAGCAUGUUGUGAAGGUAGCUUGUGGUAUGAGACAUUCCCUUGUUUUGCUGAAAGAUUGUCCAUUGAAUCAAGUUUAUGGAUUUGGCUCUGGAAAGCGUGGUCAAUUGGGUGUCUCCAAAGAUAGGAUCAAAUCUAUUAAUCUUCCUAAAGUUGUUAGUGGAUUUGAAGAUGUGCAGAUAGUUGAAAUUGCUACAAAUGGUGAUCAUAGUGCUGCACUAUCUGUUGAUGGGCAUCUUUACACCUGGGGAAGAGGCUUCAAAGGCUGUGAAGAUUCUCAUUUUCCACAAUGUUUAGACUCUACAAUGAGUUUUACCAAAGCCACUUUGGGAUGGAACCAUGGUUUAGCUAUGACUGGUGAGGGUGAGGUUUAUAUGCUUGGUGGCAACCACCUUGGAAUGCUUAGUGAUAUUCAGAAUGUGAGCUCAGCUAAGCAGUUACCUGUAGAUUCAAGAGAAGCCAAUUUGGAUAAAGUCCUUGGCCUUGAAGGGGCAAAGGUUGUUGAUAUUGCUACGGGAGCUGAACAUUCCAUCCUUGUCACAGAGAAUGGAGAAGUAAAGACAUGGGGUUGGGGUGAGCAUGGUCAACUUGGCUUGGGAGAUACUUGUGACAGGAUCAGUCCUGUUACAGUAAGUAUCGGGUAUGAUCUGAAUGAAGCUGCAUCAAUCAGAGUUUACUGCGGAAGUGGCUUCACGUUUGCUUUAACUAUGCCAUAAAAUCUUCUCAAACUCGAAGAUGCACUACUUUGGCAUGCAUAUCUAAAGAAGUCAUCAUCAGUUUAGUUCGAGUACUACAUUUACAGUGGCAGUAUAUAGAAUGAUGAUACACCCCAAGGAAGGCUUUAUACUGCUCAAGUGUUGCUUAGGAUACAAGCUGCACUGCACUAGCCAUAGGCUCCUAUGGUCCCUCACAAAAACUAGGAUGGAGAAGGAAUGUGGAUAUAGAUAUGCAGCCAGUUUGGGAGCUUAUUAGAGCUUGUCUAUUGGGAAGAAAACACUAAAUAAGGUCCAUUUAAUGGACUAGUUUUGGCGGUAUAGAGUGGCGGCAGCUAGAGGCAUGUUUCCCGAAUUCUGGUUUGAGCUAGAACAUGGAUGAGAUUCUGCACUGGACUUUACCCGUUAAUUUAAGAGGGUGAAUGAUUGUAGUCCAUAAUACUGCCAUUUCUUUAUAGAGAAAGGGAAAGGAAAACCAAACAAUGUCAUAAUUUUCCGUUUCUUGUUGUAAUUGAUUCGAUUUGAGUGGGACUUUGGAAUGUGAAAUAACAAGGAAAAAUUGGAAACC
This is a messenger RNA of Lotus japonicus, 1811 nucleotides long. Its product is annotated as ultraviolet-B receptor UVR8. The transcript has 7 exons. NCBI's taxonomy places the organism in Eukaryota, Viridiplantae, Streptophyta, Magnoliopsida, Fabales, Fabaceae. Bases 59 to 1246 code for a protein of 395 amino acids. The record is from RefSeq and is a predicted model, not a curated record.